Anoplophora glabripennis (Asian longhorned beetle) is the source of this 787-nucleotide messenger RNA. The record is from the annotation of a RefSeq genome assembly. NCBI's taxonomy places the organism in Eukaryota, Metazoa, Arthropoda, Insecta, Coleoptera, Cerambycidae.
AUGAAUUUAUAUAAAAACCAUCCUUUUCACUUAGUAGAUGCUAGACCUUGACCUUUACUUGGAUCUUUAGGAGCUAUAACUACAAUACUAGGCUUAAUUAAAUGGUUUCAUUUAUAUGAAAAUAAUCUAUUAUUAUUAGGAUUAACUAUUUUAAUUUUAGUUAUAUAUCAAUGAUGACGAGAUAUCAUACGAGAAAGGACAUAUCAAGGCCAUCAUACAUACAAUGUAACAAUAGGCCUUCGAUGGGGAAUAAUUCUUUUUAUUAUUUCUGAAGUAUUCUUUUUCAUAUCUUUUUUUUGAGGAUUUUUUCAUAGAUCAUUAUCUCCUAGUAUUGAACUAGGAAUAAUUUGACCCCCUAAAGGAAUUCAAACUUUUAAUCCAAUAGAAAUUCCAUUAUUAAAUACAUUAAUUUUAUUAACUUCAGGACUUACAGUCACUUGAGCUCAUCAURGAUUAAUAGAAAAUAAUUAUAUCCAAGGAUUACAUGGACUAAUCCUAACCGCAACUUUAGGUAUAUACUUUACACUAUUACAAGCCUAUGAAUAUAUUGAAGCUCCAUUUACUAUUGCCGAUUCAGUUUAUGGAUCAUCCUUUUUUAUAGCAACUGGUUUUCAUGGACUUCAUGUAAUUAUUGGUUCUACUUUUUUAUUAAUUUGUUUAAUUCGUCAUAUAUUAGGACAUUUUAGUUGUAUUCAUCAUUUUGGAUUUGAAGCUGCUGCUUGAUACUGACAUUUUGUCGAUGUUGUAUGACUUUUUCUUUAUAUUUCUAUCUAUUGAUGGGGUAGAU